Messenger RNA from Ictidomys tridecemlineatus (thirteen-lined ground squirrel), 5272 nucleotides. The record is from RefSeq and is a predicted model, not a curated record. Lineage: Eukaryota; Metazoa; Chordata; Mammalia; Rodentia; Sciuridae.
GAUCACAUUGAGUUGCUGAAUAUCUCACUAAGUUGCCAAGGUUGCCCUCGAACUUGUGAUUCUCCUACUUCAGCCUCCCGAGUUCCAGGAAAUACAGGAGAGCAUCACUGUUCCUGGCUUGUAAUAAAUAAAAUGAUGGUCACUUUACUAGAUGGACUGCUGAUCUACUGAAUAACUUUCAUCUUCUGACCACACUAGGAAGUUGUGCAUGGAGUUGAGAGAUUUACUGCAGUCAUUUCUGACCUUACAUAAUUAAGGUUGAAUGCCUUUGGGAACUUGAUGUAUAAAAUUUGCAUGACUCCUCGCUCCUUUCUGGGUCUGUCCUUGGAUUCCAGCCAGCAUGGCUCACACCACAAAGGUUAACGGCUGUGCCUCAGAAAAAGCAGAUGAUAUUCUGAAUGGAGACCAUGACAAGGAACAGAAAGACCCUUAUUUUGUGGAGACACCCUAUGGCUAUCAACUAGACUUAGAUUUCCUCAAAUAUGUGGAUGACAUACAGAAGGGAAAUACCAUCAAGAAACUGAACAUCCAGAAGAAGAAGAAACCUUCUGUGCCAUGCCCAGAAACCAGGGUCACAUCUGGUCAGCAAGGUGCGUGGACUUCUACCGAAUCCCUUUCAUCUUCCAACAGUGAUGAUAACAAGCAGUGUCCCAGCUUCCUCCUAGCCAGAAGCCACGUUACAUCAACUCCAAUCCCAAAGCCACCUGCCCCUCUGGAGACCUUGCCUACUUUUCUAACCAUCCCAGAAAAUCGACAGCUGCCCCCUCCUUCACCACAACUCCCAAAGCACAACCUUCAUGUCACCAAGACACUAAUGGAGACCCGGAGAAGGCUCGAACAGGAGAGAGUCACCAUGCAGAUGACACCGAGUGAAUUCAGAAGGCCUAGGCUGGCCAGUUUUGGAGGCAUGGGCUCUACAAGCUCCCUCCCCUCUUUUAUGGGUUCUGGAAACCACAAUCCUGCCAUGCACCAGCUUCAGAACGGAUAUCAAGGCAAUGGGGAUUAUGGGGGCUAUGCCCCAGGGGCUGCUACCACCUCCUCCAUGGGGAGUUCUAUCCGCCACAGCCCCUUGAGCUCAGGGAUCUCCACCCCAGUGACCAAUGUGAGCCCCAUGCACCUGCAGCAUAUCCGCGAGCAAAUGGCCAUUGCCCUGAAACGCCUAAAGGAACUCGAGGAACAGGUAAGAACUAUCCCUGUGCUCCAGGUAAAGAUCUCUGUCUUGCAAGAGGAGAAACGGCAGUUGGCCUCACAGCUGAAAACUCAAAGGGCUGCAUCCCAGAAUGAUGUCUGUGGUGUGAGGAAGCGCUCCUAUAGUGCGGGAAAUGCCUCCCAGAUGGAGCAGCUCUCCCGGGCCCGGAGGAGUGGCGGGGAGUUAUACAUUGACUAUGAGGAGGAUGAGAUGGAGAGUGUGGAGCAGAGCACACAGAGAAUAAAGGAGUUCCGGCAGCUCACGGCAGACAUGCAGGCCCUGGAGCAGAAGAUCCAGGACAGCAGCUACGAGGCCUACUCGGAGCUCAGGGAGAAUGGGGAGUGCCCACCUCGUGAGUGCCGCUCUGUGGCUGUGGGUGAUGAUGAGAGCAUGAAUGACCUUGUUGUGUACCACCGGGGCUCUGUGUGCUGCAAGGAUGCAGCCACAGGGACAGUCACUGAGAUGAGGCAUUGUGGGGUCAACGUGACAGAGGCCAUGCUCGGAGUGACUACGGAAGCUGACAAAGAAAUUGAGCUACAACAGCAGACCAUAGAGGCCUUAAAAGAAAAAAUCUACCGCCUGGAAGUACAGCUUAAAGAAACCACCCAUGACCGGGAGAUGACUAGACUAAAACAAGAACUGCAGGCCGCUGGAUCAAGGAAAAAAGUCGACAAAGCCACUAUGGCCCAGCCACUUGUCUCCAGUAAGCUGGUGGAGGCAGUGGUGCCCAUGAGAGAUCAAGUGGUUGGCCAUCACGUGGAUGUGGUAGACACGUGCGUUGGGACCUCUGUACAAACAAGCAGCAUAGGCAUCUCCUGCCAGCCCCAGUGCAGGAACCAAGCGGUGGGGCCCGAGCUGCCCAUGAACUGGUGGAUUGUUAAGGAGAGGGUGGAAACGCAUGACCGCGGUGCUGGGAGGUCUGUGGAGAUGUGUGACGAGAGCGUGGGUGUAGAAGUCAGCGUCUGCGAAACAGGCAGCAACACAGAGGAGUCUGUGAGCGACCUCGCGCUCCUCACCACUAACUUGAACCUCAAAGAUGUGCGGUCCAUUGGCUGUGGCGAUUGCUCUGUCGAUGUGACUGUUUGUGCUCCCAAGCAGUGCAGCUCCCGGAGCGUGAACACAGAGGCUGUUGUGCAGGUGGAGGCAGCUGUCACAGCAGCCCCUCCGACCACACACCAGCACACCAGCACGGUUUGGGAACGGGCCCACCAGUGCACCAACACGGAGACAGCUACCCUCGUAGAAUCGUGCACCAACACUUCCCUGAGCACUUUGGAUAAGCAGACCAGCACCCAGACUGUGGAGAUGCGGACUGUGGCCAUAGGAGAGGGCCGCGUCAAGGACGUCAACUCCUCCACCAAGACACGGUCUGUUGGUGUGGGGACGGUGCUUUCUGGCAGUUUGGGAUUUGAUAAGCCAUCGGCUGUGAAGACUAAAGAGGCAGGUGUGGGGCAGAUAAAUAUUCAUGACAACUACCUGGUUGGUCUCAAAAUGAGGACCAUAGCAUGUGGGCCUCCACAUGGAUCACAGUUGAGUGGGGGGCCCAUGGGCAGCAGGAGGAGCGUGGGUGUUGGGGACGAGCCUGUUGAGGAGUUCCUGGAGGGCCCCCAGACCCAGGCUCCAUCUGGAAUGGUGACUGGCCUGGAUCACUACAUUGAGCGGGUCCAGAAGCUGCUGACAGAACAGCAAACACUACUGGCUGAGAAUUACAGUGAACUGGCAGAAGCUUUUGGGGAACCUCACUCACAGAUUGGUUCCCUCAACUCACAGCUGAUCAGCACCCUGUCCUCCAUCAGUUCUGUUAUGAAGUCUGCAAGCCCGGAAGAGCUCAGGAACCCUGACUUCCAGAAAACCAGUCUGGGUAAAACCACAGGAAAUAAUUUGGAUUAUACCUGUAAGUGUGGAGGCCUUCAGUCAGGAGGGCUAUUAAGCACACAGUUAUCCUGGCCUGUCCAAGAACUGGGGACCACAGAAGGAAAGCCCAAGAACAGCCAGGAUGGCUUCCCUUCCCAGGAAAGUGUACCAGCCCUGGUGAACCUGACAGAUGACCAGAUAGCCGCAGGCCUGUAUGUAUGUACAAAUAACGAAAAUACGCUGAAGUCCAUCAUGAAGAAGAAAGAUGGGAACAAAGAUUCCAAUGGUGCAAAAAAGAAUCUUCAGUUUGUCGGCAUUAACGGAGGGUAUGAAACAACUUCAAGUGAUGAUUCCAGCUCAGAUGAAAGCUCUUCUUCCGAGUCAGAUGAUGAGUGUGAUGUCAUUGAGUAUCCUCCUGAAGAAGAGGAGGAGGAAGAGGAGGAAGACGACACUCGGGGAAUGGCAGAAGGGCACCAUGCUGUUAAUAUUGAAGGUUUCAAGUCUACCAGGGUGGACGAUGAAAUGCAGGUUCAAGAAUGUGAACCUGAGAAGGUGGAAAUCAGAGAGAGGUAUGAAUUGAGUGAAAAGAUGUUGUCUGCAUGCAACUUACUGAAAAAUAACAUAAAUGAUCCCAAAGCUUUGACCAGCAAAGAUAUGAGGUUCUGUCUGAAUACCCUCCAGCACGAGUGGUUCCGUGUGUCCAGUCAGAAGUCAGCCGUACCAGCCAUGGUAGGGGACUACAUAGCUGCAUUUGAGGCCGUCUCCCCAGACGUGCUCCGCUACAUCAUCAACAUGGCUGAUGGCAAUGGCAACACAGCCCUCCACUACAGCGUGUCCCACUCCAACUUUGAAAUCGUCAAGCUGCUAUUGGACGCAGACGUGUGUAAUGUGGAUCACCAGAACAAGGCAGGGUACACUCCCAUCAUGCUGGCAGCCCUUGCAGCUGUGGAGGCCGAAAAAGACAUGCAGGUUGUAGAAGAACUCUUUGGCUGCGGGGACGUGAAUGCCAAGGCCAGUCAGGCAGGGCAGACAGCCCUUAUGCUGGCAGUCAGUCACGGGCGGAUAGACAUGGUAAAGGGCCUGCUGGCCUGUGGAGCUGACGUCAACAUUCAGGAUGAUGAGGGCUCCACAGCCCUGAUGUGUGCCAGCGAGCAUGGACACGUGGAGAUCGUCAAGCUGCUGCUAGCCCAGCCUGGGUGCAAUGGCCACCUACAGGACAAUGAUGGCAGCACUGCACUCUCUAUAGCCCUGGAUGCGGGACACAAGGACAUCGCUGUUCUUCUGUACGCCCAUGUCAACUUUGCAAAAGCCCAGUCUCCGGGCACCCCAAGACUUGGAAGGAAGACUUCUCCUGGUCCUACCCACCGAGGCUCAUUUGAUUGAUUAUUUGGAAAUAGCCUUCCAUUUACAUGCUACCAUGAAGCUGCUAAUUGUUCCUGUUGGGGUGACAGAUACUGAAUGUAUAUGUUCUGUGCCUGAGCUCACCAGCAAACAGAAGCAUAUGGCACAGGUUAAAGGCUGACACUUAGGGGAAGCAGAGCCAUGGGGGAUUGCCAGCUUGGCCACUUCCCCUGCAUGGGGUGUGCUUGAACCCCAUCUCAGUGGCUGUUGAGUCUCUGCUCCGUUAUGUACAGUUCUAGGAUAUGGUAACCUGAUCUGAAAGGGCACCUUCUUCCUACAAUUCAAAGAAGUGUAAUUCUCAUUGUUAUAUAUUUGUGGAAAAUGCUUCCAAAAUUCCAUUCCAGCGUGGUUUUGUUAAGGAAGUUAAGGUGACUUUGAUCAUCAGCAACUUGGGCUGGUAGCUUCUGGUUUAAAAAUAGAAGAUGGAAUCUCAAACCAUAUAAAACUCAUGAAGCAUUUUUGGUGGGUUUUAUCUAGGUGGAUGUAUUAUAACUUUUAUAUAAAAAGAUAUAUGACUAUAAAAUUGACACAGUAUUUUCAACUUUUAUAUUCCAUAGUAAUUAAAAAGAAUUACAUAUAACACUACCACAUUUUUAACAAUUGCACAACCCUGUCUAUACCUAAUGAUAAAGGUUGAAUUGUUAGAGGAAUUGGCUCUGUAUUUGCCUCUAGAGAAACAGUGUAGUUCUCCAUUUAUUUAUGGAUUCCUUUAUAUCAUGUCACAUUUACUUUAAAGUCCUGUAUGUAUUUAAAUGUUUGAAGUGCCUUAGACUCUUGCCAUAUUUUCAAAAUAAAAUUUCAUUAAGCCCUUGUCCUUGCUUCAUCUGA